This is a messenger RNA of Corylus avellana, 1125 nucleotides long. RefSeq names its product protein DEHYDRATION-INDUCED 19 homolog 6. The record is from RefSeq and is a predicted model, not a curated record. NCBI's taxonomy places the organism in Eukaryota, Viridiplantae, Streptophyta, Magnoliopsida, Fagales, Betulaceae.
CUAUAUGAAGGAUUAAUGUAGUAAGCAGAACACCACCACAUCCAUCAAACUGAAGAGACUGAAAGUUGUUCUCUGCUUGCUCUUUCUCAUCAGGAAAGAGAUCACCGACCCAUUUGUCACCAUUUCUCUCUGCGCCACACCACCGGAGUCCAACCGGUAAACGCUGACCCCCAUGGACGUUGACUUCAGGGCUUACAAGGUCCACUCUGCCAGGCAUUUCUCAACUGUCCAAGCUGCGCGCAUUCACACUGAUAGCCACUUAAUAUUCGAUGAUUCAGACGGGGAGGAUGAUGCAAGAACUUGUUUUCCAUGUCCCUUCUGUUAUGUGGACAUUGAUUUGUCUAUGCUCUGUAGCCAUUUGCAAGAAGAUCACUGCUUUGACUUAAAAAAUGCAGUUUGUCCUUUGUGUGCGGCAAAUCUUGGGAAAGAUGUGAUUGGGCAUUUUAUAGUGCAGCAUGCAAGCUCACUAAAGCGGAGGAAGAAAUCUGAGAAAUCUGGCUUCUUGACCGGUAAUUCAGCAAUGCUUGGCAAAAAGUUGCCAACAAAUCCUGUGGGAAACAAGCAUGAAUCUGCACCUGAUCCACUUCUCUCACUAUUUAUCAAUAACAUGCAUUUUUUGGACCCUAAAUGUAUCCAGCAGGAUGAAUGCUUCAGUGAUGAUGCCUCUGACGCAUCUGAUGUCAAAAGCAUGGAGGCAUCUUCACUGGAUGAAGGCCAUGAACAAGACAACGAAGAGAGAAGGCAGAAAGCAGCUUUCGUCCAACAGUUGAUCAUGUCGACCAUUUUCUAAGACCUAUUCUCGUGUCUCAUGAAGCUCAAACUUUUCAAGAAGGUGCAAAAGGGUUGCUUCACUCGUUCGGUCAUCAACGACUCGUUUUUUCAACUAGCACUGGGUUUUUAUGGUGCAUGAUAGUAGGAGGAUGCAAAAUAGUUUCAAUAUUAGGUAUCCUAGAAACUUGGUCUGGAAAUGGCCAACUAAUACAGCAUUUCUUCUUGGUCGAAGGCAGUGGUGAUAGUAAACCUUCGACUGGACUCUGGAGUAUCAACCUAUCUUCUAUGUCUCUUAAUCAGUAGAACUAAACAUUUCAGUUAUAAAGCUAAUUAUUAAAUCUUUGAUUAUCUAAA